Molecule: messenger RNA, 1173 nt
Organism: Pseudomassariella vexata
Lineage: Eukaryota; Fungi; Ascomycota; Sordariomycetes; Amphisphaeriales; Pseudomassariaceae
Exons: 3
Coding region: 1-1173 (390 amino acids)
Source: RefSeq, a predicted model, not a curated record
AUGGCCUCCACCAACUACGAUGGAGAUAACCUGCAGCCGUGGUCGAUGGCCGUCGUAAUAUGCGUGACGGCGCUGGCGGCCGCGGCUGUGGGCUUGAGGAUGCUUUCACGGUUUGAGAAGAAGACGUCUCUUUGGUGGGAUGACUGGAUGAUUCUGUUCUCAAUGGCCUGGAACCUCAUGGUCGUCGGCUUUAUCUUCGCCAUGCUCCGACACGGAAUGGGACUGCACGCCUCCACGCUGAGGAUAGAUGAUAUCAUCAUGAUUGCCAAGUACCUUGUGGUCGCCGAGAUUCUCUAUGUUUUCAAUCUGGUCUGGACUAAGCUGAGCUUCUUGUUGAUGUUCUACCGCAUUUUUCACUUCGGCUAUUUCAAGAAAUGGGCAUAUAUCAUCGGCACCUUUGUUAUUGCCUGGGUUGUCUGUGUUACCUUCUUAUUCGUGUUCAUAUGCGUCCCGGUCGAGAAGCUGUGGUACCCUGAUCUGCCUGGCCAUUGCAUUGAUCAAGUCGGAACUUGGAUUGCCAAUGCUGCCUCCACCAUCGUCACCGACCUCGCCAUUCUGGUCUUACCUAUCCCCCAGAUAUGGAGCCUGCAGCUCAAGACGAGACAAAAAGUUGCACUCACCAUUAUGUUUGGCCUUGGCUUCUUUGUCAUCUUUGCCUCAGCCUACCGAUUCACCGUUCUGUUCUCCUACAGCGCCGCAGAUCCAUCGUAUACCCUUGCCCCCACUGUCGUCUGGACAGCCAUCGAGAUGUCGGCGGGCAUCAUAUCCGCCUGUCUUCCAACAAUGGGUCCUGCUUUCAUCUUGGUGGCCCGUAUACUAGGCGUGAGCAAGGUGUUAGGGCUCACAACCAACAGAUCCGUAAAUGCGCUCCCUUCGCGCAACCACAGCAAGCUCAACCGCAACCCGCAGCUAAACGGCGGAGCCAACGGCAGAAAUCGUAAAGAAGGUGGAAACGAUAUUGAAGAUGGCUUCUUUCGACUCUCGGACGACACGAACGCGUCUCGCGUAGGGGAUACGACUGGAGACGUCAGGCUGCGACCCGAACAUGACGUGGGGUUUCAAUCGUCGACGGCAGUGGCUACGAAAGGGGAAGCCGAUAGUUGGAGUGGUGAUGAAGUCCCACUACGUAGGAUCAGGGUUCAGACCGACGUCAAGCAAGUCAGGGGCGAAUGA